This is a messenger RNA of Paramecium tetraurelia, 9378 nucleotides long. RefSeq lists its product as uncharacterized. The record is from RefSeq and is a predicted model, not a curated record. Gene Ontology annotation, biological process: transmembrane transport; calcium ion transport. NCBI's taxonomy places the organism in Eukaryota, Ciliophora, Oligohymenophorea, Peniculida, Parameciidae. Gene Ontology annotation, cellular component: membrane. Gene Ontology annotation, molecular function: monoatomic ion channel activity. The transcript is spliced from 5 exons.
AUGGACCUUCCUUCUAUUCCAAUUUAAAAAAUUUAAUCAUAAUUAGGAGUUGAUAAUUUGGUAUCAUAAUAACAUAUUUUCAAUCCAAAUACUUAGAAUCAAGAAAGUGCAAAACAACCUAAGCGAAACUUCAAUUUAAAAGUGGGGGAUAUUGUGUAUUUCAAGUCUUAUUUGACCGACGACUUUAAGGGAGUAAUAUCUGGCGAUGGAAUUGCGAGCAAUAAGUUGGAGUGUAUUUAGAUUUUGGGCAAAAAUCAAUAAUUGACCGAUCAAUCCAAAAAAAGCUUACAAUAGAAGGUUGGCAGUUUGACUUUUCAGAAAAGCUUAUUUUAGGUAAUUACAGGCAAAAAAUAUCAAUAUUAAAACUUUCUAGUUCAAGAACGUUCAAAAUCAAUUGAUGACAUUAGAGAAUAAGCAAUAAGUGAGGAAAUCGAUUUAGAAUAAUGUCAAUUAGAUUAUGAAAGAAGAUUGAAAGAACUUGAAGAUAAGGCAAACGAAGAAAUUAUAGAAAACAAACGUUUUUAUGAUCUUGCUUAUGGAUCCAAUAUUGUCUACGGAUAAGAAAUAUAACUUAAACAUAUCUAUUCUUCAUGCAUUCUGUCUUUUAAUUGCGCUAUAUUGGCCAAAGAAAAUUGCUGUAGAGAAUUAUCUUUGGAGGAAAUUGCAAAUGCAAAUUCAAAUUUUCGAAUUUUAUCGAUGAAUCAAGUCAAAAAUCCUGGAGAACCUAUUUUAUAUGGAGACUAAAUAAUAAUCCAAAAUUCAAGUUCGAAUAAAUGGUACCUGAAUAUUUAGAAACAAACGCAAAAAUAUGAUAAAAAGGAUGGGUUAGAAGUUAACUGUUCAUAAGUUGGAUUUCCUAUUAAGAUUGCAAGUUAUAUUGAUAAUAAAACUGAAUAAGAUUUGAAAUAAUAAUCUCUAAAAUAGAAAUCACUUAUGAGCGGAGAUGUAGUAAAAAUUAAAAAUAGAUAUCUGGGUGGUUAUCUCUCAAUUAAAAGAUAACUUAGAAUAACUGAAGGACUAGAUAAAAAAGAAGUAUUUAUUAAAAAUUAUGAUACCAAUAUCUCAUAUUCAAAAGAUUAAUUUUAUUUUAAUGUAGAAUUAGUUAGAAGUGAAAAAAUAGAAUACAUGUAUUAAUUAUGCGUUGAUUCAUCAGAUGAUGCAGAAGACAAUUUAAAUAAUUUAUGGCAAAUUUAACAUGUUGAUAGUUUAACAUUUUCAAAAGCAAAUUACGACAGUGUUUUCUUAAUAAGACAUGUAUGUACAGGGUUAUUCUUGGAAAUAUCUCAUCAUGCUGCCAAUUUAACAUAUGAUGGAUUAAGACAAGAGUGUUAAUUUCAUUUAAGAUCCAAGAAAUCAUCAAAUGACUCAAUCUUAUUCAGUGAAGCCUAUAAAUUAUAAUCUGUUAUGAAUGUGUAGAUUGACAAUUAUGUUACAUAAGAAAAUUUGGUCUUAGUUUGUUUAGAUGACAGAGUGACCGUAUAAAGGAAGAGUUAAAAAUAAAACAUAGAAAGAGUAACAUUUCUACUGAAGUUAGCCACUCCUGAGUAAGCUAAAACUGCAUUUAGAAUUAAUUCUUUAUAAGAAUAUUUAAUUCAGUUCUAUAUAUUUUUAUAGGAUUGGGGAAUAAUUAAGACAUCAACUUAAGGGUUGGAGGAUAUUAGAACCUAUGAUUAUUUUGAAGCAUUCAAUAAUUAAAAGGUAUUAUACGAUGAAAUUUUGCAACUAUUUCAAACUUUGGAAAAUUUGAAAAUGUAUUUAACCAAUGAGGGUUUAGCAUAGACUAAUGAAUAACAGUAAUUUAAAUAGAAGGCUUUAAUGGAUAAUGACAUUAUUAAUUUACUAUUUGCAAUACAACGAUUAUGCAAUUUUAUGAUAUAUGGUAGUUUGAUCAAUAGUAAUUCAUAAAUCAUUGAUAAGACACCUUAAAAGAUUGCUAAAAUGAAACUUGAUCCUGCUCCUUCAUAAUCAUCAAAAAUGAAUUGUAUAUAAGAAAUAUACGAUGUGUUAAGUCUGUGUGUUUAAAGAAAUUCAGAUACAAGUAAUUAUAUAUUGACCUUAAUGAUGAAUAAGGAGAGUGUCUUAGACUUCUUAUUGCAACAAUUGAAAUACUAAAGAAAACACAUCUCGAACCUGAUCAAGGAAAGCGUUAGGUAUACAGAUAUGAGUGAGUCUAAGGAUAAUAUUAAAAAAUGGGUAAAUCAAUUGGAGAACUUAUCUGAAGAAAAUAUUGAAGAUUAAACUCUCUACAUUGAAAUAUUAUGUUUAAUCAUGAUAGAUCCAUAUGAGAAUCCGAAUUAACUAUGUUAGAGUGCUUGCAGAAGAUUAUUAUUUGGAACAAAAAACAAAUAAGAAUAAUAAUAUCCUUUUCAUAAAGCUUUAAUUGCCUUAGAUAUAUAAGAAGAGAAUAAUAAUUAUUAUCCUAUCGUUCAAUUUUUUCCAAAAAGAGACAAAGGAAUGUAGAUGCAAUUAGCUAAUGAAUUCGGUUAGAAUAAUUAGACCUUUUGUUAACUUUAUCUAAGAUUUAUUGAUAAAUAGGCUAGACUUACUUAGAGAUUUUAAAGCAAGAGGCCAACCUUAAUAGAUGUAGUCAUUGAUUUUUUUACUCUUGAAACACUCAAAGAAAACUAAUUAGUAAAAUAGGAAGAUGUGAAAUUAGUGGUUCCAAUAUUUUAGAAAUACGAAAACUAUUUAAUGAAUGUUAUGAGUUUAUAUUCUUCAUUGUGUAAGGGAAGGAAUUAAAAGAAUAUCAAAUGUCUAAUGAAAAACUGCUUUUUAAAUUAAAAAUUUCUAUAGAUAUGUUUAAAACGUUAAUAGAAUGUUAAGUCUGAACUUAGAUUCGAAAAAACCUUAAUUGAGUUAUUUUGCAAUUUAUUCUUAGAUAUUGAUCCAUUAAUCAAGAUUUCCUAAAAUUAUGAUCCAUUUUAUGCCAAUAAUCAAACAAAUACAAUAAAAUGUUAUUUAAGUGACGACAUUGAAUAAUUCAACAUCUAGAAUCCUUCAGGACUUUACUUUUAUGAGAAUAACGCAUCAAAGUCUUUAAAAAGAAGUGAUGAAUAUUAAAGUUUUCUUCACCAAAAAGAAACUAAGGCUGAACAUUAAUAACUUAAACUAUAUGCUGCCAAAAUGUUAUAAAGAUCGUAAGUGAAUGAUGUUCGUUUGUAUUAUUUAGAAAUGUUUACAAAAGAAGAAUAUCCUGAACAUCUCUUACAAGAGGCAAGCUAUGAUAUCUUCUAAUCUAAAAAAGCAAGUCUUAAUAAAUAAAAAUAUGAUUACUCACGCCUUGCUUAUUUAUAAUUGCAUUAUUUUUUAGGAUUGUUGACAAUAGUCAAAAACAGCAUCAAUUUGGGAUAUAAUCAAUUGGAUGAAAACUAGAGAAUAUUUUCAGUAUUUCCUAACAUAUUUGUUGCUUUAAUUAUAUAAUAGAUUCCUGAUUUGAGAAUUCAUAAAUUUUCAGAAAAUGAACCAUUCCAAUAAAACUUGAAUAACUUAAUACAAUCAGUCAAUGAUAACAUUUGGGUAGUAACAUUUCUCCCCACAGCUGAGCAAUUGUCUGAGAAAAAAAAGUCUAAACAUAAAGAUUUUAAGCGAAUGGAUCUUAAUUCAAGGCUAUACAACUAAUUUUAAAGAAAUUGGAUUCUCUAUAUGUUGAUAUGGACACAUUAACAUUGCAAUGAUGAAAUUUUAAAAACACAAGUAUAUUUGGAAUCCUUAGCCAUUUUAAAAAUAUUUGAACAAUUAAAAUUAAAUCUUUAAAUCCUAGAAUUUUUAUUUAGUUCCUCUUAAUAAAAUGAAUCAAAUCCAAGUUCUCCAAGUCAAAGAGAUCUAGAUUAAUUUGUAUAUGAUGAAGUUAUCAAUCAAGAAGUGGAGAUUAAAAAAUAAAAAACUCCUGCAUCCAAAUCCAUUUAUAGUGUUUUCAAGGAACCUGAUGGAAAUAGCAUUUGUGGAUUAUUAUUUACUUGUUUAUUAGUAUCAGGAAAGAGAACUAAAUUAAAUGAAGAAUUGUUACAAAGAAUCAUCCAAAGUUUCCAUUAACCAAAAUAUUCAAUCAAAGAAAUCAAACAGGUGGAAAUUAUUGAUAAUCCAUAAGAAUUAAGAUAUUUUUCAAUCAUUAAUGGAAAUUCUAAUAGUGUUUAAUUGAUAAGUCCAAAGGAAGCAAUCUAAUUAUCAAAGAGAGCAUUGAAAUUCAUAACAAGUUAAAAAGAAAACAAUGUAAUUCAUAAACGAGCUGUAUCUUUUGAUUAAUUAAAAGCAUACUCAUCCAAAAUAAUUGAAUAAUUUGAAAUGUUUUUUAAACCCAACUCUUAAGAUUUGUAGUAUUUGAAGUCAUUUUAAAACAUAUUAAGAAAUGCUAGUGUGCAUCUUGUAUUUUUGAAAUUUUUAGUAGAUCCUGAAACAAUAAAUUGCUCAAAUGACAUAGUUUUGUUUUAUAAAAGACUUGUUCUAAUUUUGGAAUACUUUAUAAUAGAUAACUAGAUUAACAUUUCCAUCUUAGGCGAUAAUGAGUAUUUGUUAAAAAUUCUGGAUGUUAUUUAAAUACAGUAACCAUAGGCAUAAGAUAAAUUUUAUAUUCCUAUUAAAGUUACAAAACUGGCAAUCAAACUGAUUUCUUCAAUUCCAGAAAAUCAGCAUGAUAACUUGAUUAACAAAAUAUUUGAUCGUAUUUAAAAGAUAGGAGAGCAAUUGAUGCAAAGUCAAGAAUUUUACUUAAAGGCAUACAGCAUAAGAGAUGAAGAGGAAGAGAUUAAAUACGUCCAAAGAAGUACUCAUAUAAAUGCUAUUGCUUAUUACACUUUGAUUUAGUAUUUCAAGAUUUUGAGGUCUCUAACAAAAUCCUUUGAUAAACCUGCCAAAUAGGCACCUUUGAAUAAACAUUUGAUAUUAUCUAAGAUUUUAAAAAAUAAAUUCCUAAGGAUAGUCUUAGAUCCAAUCAAUUAUUAUAAGGCUAUUCUUGUCCCAGAAUUAGAUUCUGGUGAAGAAGAAGUGUAAGAUCCCUUGCUUUAUCAUAGAAUGAAAUUACAUUCAGAAUUAAUAGUCUUGUUAACUGAAUGUUGUCAGUUUUAUAGAUUAGGAAUUUAAGAAAUGUAAAGAAUAUUAUUGUAUGAAUAAUUAAAGACCAUUUUAUUGGCUCCGACUGGAGAGUACAUUGUUAAAAGGGCUUAUUUGCAAUGCUUAUUUGAAUUAUAUAUCAAUUAAGUCAAGGAAGGGUAAUAUGCAAAUGAUACAGUUGAAAGUGAUGAAGUACGAGAUAUAUUGUCUAGAGUAAUAAUACCAGAAUUAGAUUAGAAAUAAAUCUGCAAAUAUUUGGAGGGACUAUCUAAAUUAGCUAAUCAGGAUAGAAAUAUGAAGGUUAUUCAAAAAGAUUUGAGAGACUCUAUUAAGAGGUAGAAAUUAACAUAUUUUGAGAAAAAACUGUCUUUUGAUUCAGAAUUUGUAAAAGAAUUGGGAAUAUUAAGAGAUGUAAGUGAAUAUUGGAAGUAUUUGAGAAAAAAUGGAAUAAUACAUUUUCUAGUUUACACUUAUGAUGAGAUGAAGGAUAGAACUGAUCUUGAAAAUCCAGAGAAUUCAAAUUUAUCUGAUGAAUUUGCAAUCAUUAAACAGAAUGUUUAAAAAGUUAAAGAGAUUUUUAAUGUUUUAGAGAGAGAUUUUAGAGUGAAGAAGGAAGAUUUAGAUUUGGAUGAUUAUAGAGAAUUGAUAACUUCAAUUGAAGAGAUAAUACCAUAAAGAAAAAUUACUAAAUUUGGUUAGAACUUUAGAAUAGGAUUUCAAUAAGAUAAAACAGCUAAUAAAUUAGUAUUUGAUUAGUUUGAUACUUUGAAAGAUGAUUAAACUGGAGAAAAAAAGUUGCAAGAACAAGAAAAUGUCCAGAGAAUUGAAAAUCCUUUUAGGAGAAAUUUCAAAGUGUAUCUCAUUAGAUAUAGAUUGAAUAUUAAUGAGUUUAAUGAGUAUAUAGAAAGGAAUUCAACUGAAUAAGAAAGAUCUUAGACAAUACUUCUUACCUGCAACAAUUAUAAAAAUUAUAUCUAAUAAAGUGAUAUAGAUGAAAUCUAUAGAGUGAAUGUAGAGUAAAUAAAGAGAUAAGAAUAAGUAAACAAUAGAAAUAAACCUCUAUAAGAUUGGGAUUUAUUCAAAUAAGCCAUGAGAGACUUAUUUGAAAUUAAAACUGUUUAGGUUGUAAUAAAUUAGUAAGUACAAACUUAUCAAAGAUAACAAGAAGGCUUAGAAAAUCUUAAGGAGGAGUUUUAAAUUACUUGUUGUAGAUAAAUUGGAAAAUAAUAUAAGAAAUUUGAAGGUUAAUUAGAGGGAAAUUAGGAUUUACUUUCAGAUGAUAUAUAGAUUGAAUUGUUAAUAAAGACCUUAGAAAAGCAGAACACAAACUUAUUAAAUGAGGAUAAUGUCUAAGAAUUUUUGUAGAAGUGCAUAGGAAUAUUUUUAAAUAGAGAAUUCUAUCUAAUAAAGUUAUGCAAAAUAUUUUUGUUUCUAAAAAGACCAACAUAAGAUGACAUAGAUUCACUUACAGAAGCUAAGGAUGAAAAGUCAAAAGAAUUGAUCAGAUAAAAGUAAUAGAUAUUCAUUAAAUAUCAAAAUGCUAUAGUGGACAGCGAUUUGGACAUAUUGGCUUUAGAGAUGUUGAAUGACUCUGUUGACGAUGUACAAAAGAUAGAGGCUUUGCAGUUGUUAAUUUAUUUAUUGGAUUAUGGAAAUGACUACGUAUAGAAGAAGUUUUAUAAUAUACUUAAGUAAGAUCAGGUAAUUAAAUAAAAAUUCUUUGUUUUCCUUCGAGGGUUCUUCUUGACUGAUAUUAAUUCUAGAAUUUUAGAAUUGGAAUUAUGUGAAGGCAAUAACACUGAAUAUAAAAUACUUUGUUUGAAAGUGCUAAAACUAUUGUAGGCUAUGUGCGAAAAUGUCAAUGUUGAUUUCCAGAAGUUUUUAGUUAGAUAAUAUGAUGAUGACUCAUAUCAAGCCAAUAUUAACAUUGUUAACGAAGUUGCAAGUUUAUUAGCAGAUUUAUUGGAAAAGGGAUAGAGCGUAUUUGAUAAGUUACAGGAAAUCUACAGAUAAGCCUUGGAGAGUUUAGUUGAAUUUUCUACAGGAUUUGAAGAAAACAAAAAAGAAUUAUGCAAAAACACGCGAUUGUUUACAUUACUGAAUUAGAUUUUAUAGAAAGAUGAUUUGGUUUCAUUUAGAUAGUUGCAUCAGGAAAAUAGAAAUAUUAUAAAAGAAAAUUUAUUGAAAUCAUAGAAUCAGGAAGAGGAUCUUAUUAUAGAUUUAAAUAAGAAUUAGGCAGAUGAAGAGAGAAAAUAUAAUUCAUAUCAGACACUUCAAUCAUUUAUUAAAUUAUUGUUAUUGAUUACACAAGGGAAAUUCGAUAGGCAAUGUUUGAAAUUUGUAUUAGAAACUGUAAACAUCACAAUACUGAUGAGAAUUGCAAGAUCAAUAUAUCAGGAACGUAUUAAACCAAAAUAGAGAAAUAUCAUUUUAGAUAACAUUUGUGAUGAAUCCAAAACUGGUUAACAUCAAUAUUGUACAAAUAACUUAUGCCAUUUUGGAUUAAGAACGGAUGAGGACAAUCUACUUAUUUAAACUGGAUUUAAUAUUUUCAUCAUUUGCCUAAAAUUAUCAGAACAUUUUCCAACUGACUCUUAAUUAGAAAUAUUUAGAUUUGACGAAGAAGAUGAGGAUUAAGAAGAUUUUAUCGAUUUAAGUGAUCCAUAAUAAGAGGAAUAACAAAAAAAGAAUACAUAACAUUAAUAAAAAGUUGUGCCCAUUUUUAUCAAAAGUAAGAACUCUGGAUAAGAAGAAGAAAAUGCUCUACUAAGUAAUAAUUUAAGAUAAACUCAACAAAAUGAGUUUAAAUUAAUAUAUGAUGAUAUUCAAAAUGAUGAAAAUUAUAAAUUUACUAGAAAACAACCCUUCUUUAAAUUUUAUAGGUAAUUUACAGGAAGGAUUGAAAUCUAAAAUGAAUAAUCUUAACUUGAAAAGAUAUUCUUCUAAAAACCAUUUGCUUGCAACUUUGUCACUCCUAACAUUAAACAGCAUUUAAUUUAUGAGAUCAAUCGAGAAACUGAUGAAGAUAGAAUGUAAGGAUUAAUAGAUUAAGCUGAUUUUUAUCAUGUCUAAAUGAGACAUUCCUAAUAAAUUAACAAUAGUUUUAUAAUGCAUUUUGGAGCAGUCUAUUGGAGAUUAUUAAAGGACUUAUCUUUUAUUCUAUGUUUGGUAAUUGUCAUUCUCUUGAUUUUUAUGCAUGACAUAGUGGUCAAUAGUAAAAUAGGUUCUAAUCAAGAAGCACCUGAAUCCGAAACAAAAUCUCAAGGAUAGAAUUUCGUAAGUUAUCUUAAUAAUAUUAUAACCAUCAUCUAAUUAGUAUUGAAUCUAAUCAUAGUAUUCUUUUGCGCAAUAGAAAGAUACCCAAUAUCAAUUACAUAUAAUAGAGGUGAAACUAAUGCAAAAAGAGUUCAGAUCUUAAAAAAAGAAGCUGGAUUCUCAAUAGCAUGGUUAACAAUGAAGUAUUACACUAUUAUUGGAUAUUUUGAAUCUGAAUUUUAAGGAUAGAAAGUUAAUGAAAGUACAUUAAAGAAGCUUAUUCUCGUUACAUUUUUUGAUUUUGAUAACUUUUACAAUAUUUGCAUUUUCGGAUUGACAGUGUAUGCAUUCUUUAAUCCAUAUAUUUAUGCUGUGCUACUGUUAGAUAUCAUUAAGAGAUCUGAAGAUCUUCAGAACAUCAUAAAAUCAAUCACAUCUAAUGGACGUAAUUUAGCUAUUUUCUCUUUUCUUGGCUUUAUCGGAUUAUUAAUUUAUGCUAUAAUUGCAUUCUCAAACUUUGAUUGGAUGUUUAAUGACGAGGACGGUGUUUAUGGUUAAACAUUCAUCUUAGCUGUCACAUCCACCAUAAAUUUUGGUCUACGUAGUGGUUUGGGAGAUUCAAUGAAAACAUAUCCUGAACCUUACGAAGAUCCAACUUUAUAUUGGGGAAGGUACUUUUUUGACUUCUCGUUUUUCAUUAUUUUUAAUAUUUUGUUUAUCUAAAUAAUCUUUGGUAUUAUUUUAGAUACUUUUGGUGAAUUGAGAGAUGAAAGAUAGGCUUUGGUGAAGGAAAUCGAAGGAAAAUGUUUUGUUUGCAGUCUAGAUAAAAAUGAUAUUGAUACCAAUGGCACAAGGGGAUGGCAUUAUCAUAUAUAUUUAGAACACAGUGUAUAUCAUAUGCUCUACUAUAUCAUCUAUAUAAAGAAUAAAGAUCCGAAUGAUUGUAAUGCUUUGGAGAAGUACGUGAACAAGUGUAUAGAAGGGAAGGAAACUGCUUUUUUUCCAUUUGGGAGAGCUCUAUAAAUAGAGGAUUAGAAUAAUGAGGAAGAAGAAACUGAUGAGCAAAGCGAAUCCUGA